AAAUUAUUAUUUAUUAUUCCUUCUAAACGUUAUUAUAUUUCACAUACUCAGAGAUUCAUGAAUAUAACCCUGCAGAGCCAUAUGUACAUGAUGUUCAUGUCCAACUAAGAUGCAGUCCACCUGUCUGAAAUUCAACCAUUUUUGCUUCUGGGUUUGUGCUGUUUAAUAUCAUGACUCAAGAGCUCGACGAUCGGACGGCUAGCAUGUUACAUUUUCCACGAUCAUGGUGAUGUGAGCACUUCAUUUUUCUGGGAAAACUUUCCUUUUAGAAAGGGAAAAAAGAGUGUUGGAAGAUCAAAGGCAAAUGCUAAGGAGGAGGGAAGUAUUUCAAACGGUCUUCAGCCAACUUCAACAGUUCAAAUUCAAAUCCAUGCAUUAAAAGGUUUUUGUGAUUUUAGACUUGGACCUCAAGUUUUGGAGCUGCAAUGGACAAUUCACCAAGCUAUGAUGAACACUAUGAUCUUGGUUACCAGCCUUCACCUUCUUCUGUGGAUCAAACUGAUCAUUCGCUCACAGAAACUUCAACAAGUGGCAAUUCUUUCAUGUACCACCGGACAAAUUCAGAGACCUCGGCUUACUCUGAGUCUGUGGAUGACAGCAGUUACUCUGGUGAAGCUUCUCCUUGGUUCUACCCAAAUGUAAAAUCCAACCCGGUGUCUCUUACCAGACUUGGAAUGAAGCAGUACAAUACGAAUGCUUCCGAUGAUAAGCUUGAAGAUCACAACGCUGUUGAUUCAGAGCUUGAGAUGAUGAAAGAAAGAUUUGCAAAACUCUUGUUGGGUGAAGACAUGUCAGGAAGUGGGAAAGGUGUAUGCACCGCGGUCACGAUCUCAAAUUCGAUAACCAACCUUUAUGCCACGGUGUUUGGACAAAACUUGAGGCUAGAGCCAUUGAAUCCUGAGAAGAAAGCAAUGUGGAAGAGGGAGAUGAACUGUCUUUUAUCAGUCUGUGAUUACAUGGUAGAACUCAUCCCCAUAUCACAAAACUUACAAGAGGGGGCACAAGUGGAGUUGAUGGAAAGCAGGCCAAGAUCGGAUCUUUAUGUCAAUCUUCCAGCUUUGCAAAAACUUGAUGCAAUGCUCAUUGUAAGACUUGCCUUGUGUGAUAAGAAAUCGCAUAUUUUUCUCAAAACAGAGCAAGUCUUUUUCAAUCAAGGGCUGAAAGUUCAUGACUUUCUUUUCUUUUGGCAGGAAGUACUAGAUAGUUUCCAGGAUACAGAAUUCUGGUAUGCAGAAAAAGGAAGCAUGUCAUCAAAUUCAACGCGAACAGGAUCUUUUCGUAGGGUGGUUGUUCAGCGGAAUGAGGAGAAAUGGUGGUUGCCUAUUCCAUGCGUUCCUCCGGGAGGCCUGUCUGAGAAGGCAAGGAAGCAUUUGAAACACAAACGCGACAGUUGUAAUCAAAUUCAUAAAGCAGCCAUGGCAAUCAACAGCAGUAUUCUUGCCGAGAUGGAAAUCCCAGACUCAUACAUGUCAACUCUUCCGAAGAGCGGAAAAGCUUGUCUGGGAGACUCCAUAUACCGCUACAUGUGCACCAUGGACAAGUUCUCCCCAGACCAUCUUCUGGACUGCCUCGACAUAGCAACUGAACUGGAAGCACUUGAUCUUGCUGAUAGGGUAGAAGCCUCGAUGUACACGUGGAGGCGUAAAGCGUGCAUGAGCAACUCAAAAUCUUCCUGGAUCAUGGUGAAAGAUCUGAUGUCGGAAACAGACUGGAAUGACAAGAAUUAUGUUUUGGCAGAGAGAGCCGAGUGCUUGCUGCUCUGUUUGAAGGAGAGAUAUCCUGAGCUCUCUCAGACAUCCUUGGACACAUGCAAGAUCCAAUGCAAUAGGGAUGUGGGGCAGGCAGUGCUAGAGAGCUACUCAAGAGUGUUGGAGAGUUUGGCAUUCAACAUUGUUGCUUGGAUUGAAGAUGUAAUUUGUGUUGACAGAUCCGCGAGAAACCAAGACAAAUAAAGAGACUGCAAUGCCACUGAGUUCGAGCAUUCUUUUCAAAUCCAGUUUGAUUCCACAAAUUUUGAAACAAUUUAACUUGGCUGCUUAAUUACUUAUAUUAAGCUAAUUUUUAGUGUUUCUCGCCACUCAGUACUACGGUCUGGUGGUAUUCCUCUUUACUUGUGAGUGAGAGGUUUUAGGUUCGAAUCUCGUGGAUGGCGAAUUUGAUAUCAAAUUAGGUUGCCUAUUGUACGGCGUAGCUGAACUUACCCAUUCCCUUAGUGUAAAAUAUACCGUUGUACUAAACAAAACAAAAAAAAAAUUAAUGUUUCCCAUUCUACGUUUUAAAUCAAACAAA
Molecule: messenger RNA, 2289 nt
Organism: Pyrus x bretschneideri (Chinese white pear)
Lineage: Eukaryota; Viridiplantae; Streptophyta; Magnoliopsida; Rosales; Rosaceae
Product: rop guanine nucleotide exchange factor 2
Exons: 7
Coding region: 426-1952 (508 amino acids)
Molecular function (GO): guanyl-nucleotide exchange factor activity
Source: RefSeq, a predicted model, not a curated record